Messenger RNA from Bombina bombina (fire-bellied toad), 984 nucleotides. RefSeq names its product THUMP domain-containing protein 1-like. The record is from RefSeq and is a predicted model, not a curated record. The transcript has a single exon. NCBI's taxonomy places the organism in Eukaryota, Metazoa, Chordata, Amphibia, Anura, Bombinatoridae. The coding region runs from base 43 to 984 and encodes 313 amino acids. Gene Ontology annotation, biological process: tRNA modification. Gene Ontology annotation, molecular function: RNA binding.
GUGCAGUUGUUGUAGUGGAAUCAGAAGGUGUUUUUGGUCAAUAUGAGCGAGGAGAGUGGCAAGAGGAGGAGAAAGGCUCAAUACGUGGGCAGUGCCAAGCGGCAUAGGGGGAGUAAGCAGCUGGAUGUGGGCAUGCAAGGUAUCCUCAUCACAUGCAACAUGAACGAGAGGAAGUGUGUAGGAGAAGCGUACAGUCUGCUCAAUGAGUAUGGGGAUCAGUUGUAUGGGCCAGAGAAGUUAUCUGAGAAGGAUGACGGAACAUCGGAAAGUGAGGAAGAUGCAGAGGAAGCUCUGAAAAAAGAAGUUAAUGAGAUUCGCUCUUCAAUAGAAAAAAACCUGCGCAGGUUCCAGUCAAUUGAGAGUGGAGCCAACAAUGUUGUUUUUAUCAGGACCCUCAAAAUAGAUCCUGAGAAGUUGGUGCAUCACAUUCUAAAAGAUAUUUACACAACCAAAAAAAAGAAGACGCGAGUCAUUCUCCGUAUGUUGCCGGUCUCUGGUACCUGUAAGGCUUUCCCUGAGGAUCUCAAGAAAUACGCAGAAACCUUCUUUGAGCCGUGGUUUAAAGCUCCAAACAAGGGAACCUUCCAAAUUGUAUACAAAGCACGUAACAACAAUCACAUGAACAGGGAUGAAGUCAUCAAAGACCUGGCCGGAAUUGUUGGAAACCAGAAUCCGGAGAACAAAGUUGACCUGAGCAAUCCGGAAUACACCAUUGUAGUGGAAAUAAUUAAGAAUGUCUGCUGUCUGAGUGUUGUGAAGGACUAUAUGCUGUUUAGAAAGUACAAUCUGCAGGAAGUGGUGAAGAGCAGUGGUGCAGAACAGCCACAAAAGGAUUCAACAAAGGAUGAGAAUCCGCCAGAGGCUAAAAACGACAACGUGCCGCAAGAUGCUUCAAAGGACGAUGAGGCGCAAGAUGAUUCCAAGGAAAUAAACGACAAGAAGCCGGAAGAUGCUAAGGAGGCUCCAGAUGUUGCAAGCACAUAA